This is a messenger RNA of Canariomyces notabilis, 2832 nucleotides long. Its product is annotated as DNA repair protein. Gene Ontology annotation, cellular component: nucleotide-excision repair factor 1 complex. The transcript is spliced from 2 exons. Gene Ontology annotation, biological process: double-strand break repair via homologous recombination; resolution of meiotic recombination intermediates; double-strand break repair via single-strand annealing, removal of nonhomologous ends. Bases 1 to 2832 code for a protein of 943 amino acids. Gene Ontology annotation, molecular function: single-stranded DNA endonuclease activity; single-stranded DNA binding; damaged DNA binding. The record is from RefSeq and is a predicted model, not a curated record. Lineage: Eukaryota; Fungi; Ascomycota; Sordariomycetes; Sordariales; Chaetomiaceae.
AUGGCGGCUGCCGCCACCUCGCAGUCUGUGCAGCCCGUAAAGCUUUCACUUCCUCUUGUCUACCAGCAGAAGCUCUUCGAGGAACUGCGAAAAGAAGAUGAGCUCGUCAUCUUGGCGCGGGGCUUGGGGCUCAUCCGUCUCGUCACCAACCUGCUUCACUCGUAUGAUGCGGCCGGCAACAACUUGAUUGUCAUCGUCAGUGCAGAGGACAGGGAAAACGCUUGGAUUGGCGAGGCCCUUGCAGAGCAUGCUGCUAUUAGCAUGUCGCCCCGGGCCAGGGGGUUGACCGUGGUCAACACCGACUUCACCAGCGUGGCAGCCCGCGAGAAGUUGUACGCCGCCGGUGGCAUCUUCAGCAUCACGUCCCGCAUCCUGAUUGUCGAUAUGCUGACCGGCCUACUAAAUCCCGAAACAAUUACGGGCCUGAUUGUUCUCCAUGCAGACCGGAUUGUUGCCACAUCCCUGGAGGCUUUUAUCCUGAGGAUCUACCGUCAAAAGAACAAGGUCGGCUUCCUCAAGGCCUUCUCAGACAACCCGGAUCCCUUUACAACGGGCUUCUCACCUCUGGCCACCAUGAUGAGGAAUAUGUUUGUCCGGAAAGUAUCGCUCUGGCCACGCUUCCAUGUCCAUGUUGCCCAGGCACUCGAGGGGAAAAAAAAGGCCGAAGUCAUCGAGCUGGAAGUCCCAAUGACAGAUGCAAUGCGCGAGAUCCAGAAUGCUGUCAUGGAGUGCGUUGAGGUCAGCAUCCACGAGCUCAAAAAGAACAAUACGGGACUGGAAAUGGAUGACUGGAACCUUGACAGCGCCCUGCUCAAGAAUUUCGAUGUCAUGGUCCGUCGUCAGCUCGAUCCCAAUUGGCACCGAGUCAGCUGGAAGACGAAGCAGAUCGUGAACGAUUUGACCGUACUUCGAGGCAUGCUUCAGUCCGUCUUGGCCUUGGAUGCCGUCUCGUUCCUCCAGCAACUCGACACCAUCCAUGCCGCCCAUUCGCCACCCCCUGGGUCGACAAGGCAGACGCAAUCUCCGUGGCUCUUUCUCGACGCCGCGCAGACCAUUUUCGACACGGCAAAGAGGCGUGUCUACUCCAGCACCAAGAAAGCAGGACCGGACACUAACAUUGACGAACUGCGACCGGUGCUGGAAGAACAGCCCAAAUGGGCCGUCUUGGCAGAAGUACUAGAAGAAAUUGAUCGAGAUAUCUACUUUGAGCCCGCUGUCCGCGAUGACUCCAACGGCACCAUCUUGAUCAUGUGCUCAGACACAAAUACGUGCCGACAGCUCCGCGACUAUCUUCAAACGAUGAACGUGAAGCCGAGGACGCAAAAGAAAGUCGAGGAAAUCUACGACCCAGAGGAGGACAAGCCAUCUGCUGCUUUUAUGUUGAGGAGAAAAAUGCGUAACUACCUCAAAUGGAAGCGCGAGUUCGCCCAGGUCAGCGCGACUCUCUUCUCAGAGAACCAAAAGGCGAUCAAUGGCGCAGUGGAUCCACGUCUCGCCCAGUCGAAAGGCAGGGCGCCUCCAAACAAGAGGCGGAGGGUUCGGGGCGGCGGAUCUGUAGGCACAGGCCCGGGCCGCCUCGAGAAUGGAAGUAUAGCGCAGUAUUUUGAGAAACCCGGCGAAGUCGCGGAGCUGAUGGCCGAGGUCGAACCCACCGAGGAAGAAGCACAACAAAAGGAGGAAAUAACCGCCGAUCCCUUGGAGGACAUGGACGAUUACUAUCAGCUGUACGACAUGCAGGACCUCGUGGUAAUCCAUGCGUACGACGGAGACCAGGACGAGCAUGUACUAGAGGAGGUCAAGCCAAGAUACAUCGUCAUGUACGAGCCCGACGCGUCCUUUAUCCGGCGGGUGGAAGUGUACCGUUCUUCCCACAACGACAGGAACGUCAGGGUGUACUUUCUGUACUACGGCGGGUCGGUUGAGGAACAGCGCUACCUGUCGACCGUUCGCCGCGAGAAGGACGCUUUUACCAAGCUCAUCAAGGAGCGCGCCAGCAUGUCGGUCGUCUUGACAACAGAUCUGCAGGGCGUCGAAGACCCACAGGAGGCGUUCCUCCGCACCAUCAACACGCGCAUCGCCGGUGGCGGCAGGCUCGCAGCCACGGCGCAACCGCCGCGCGUCGUCGUCGACGUGCGAGAGUUCCGCUCCUCCCUCCCGUCACUGCUGCACGGGCGGGCCAUGAUCAUUGUGCCCUGCAUGCUGACGGUGGGCGACUACAUCCUCAGCCCGACCAUAUGCGUCGAGCGCAAGAGCGUUAGCGACCUCAUCAGCUCGUUCAAAGACGGCCGCCUGUACAGCCAGUGCGAGACCAUGUUCCAGCACUACAAGAACCCGAUGCUGCUGAUCGAGUUUGACCAGAACAAGAGUUUUACUCUGGAGCCCUUUGCAGACCUCUCGGGUAGCAUGUCGAGCGUGAGCGCCGCCAACGCGGGCGCGAACGACCUGCAGAGCAAGAUUGUGCUGCUCACGCUGGCGUUCCCAAAACUGAGGAUUAUCUGGUCCUCGUCGCCGUACGAGACGGCCGAGAUUUUUGAGCGGCUCAAAGCGCAGGAGGCGGAGCCGGACCCAAUCGCUGCCGUGAGGGCGGGGCUGGAUCAGGACGCGCCGGCCGAGGAACAGACGUUCAAUGCGGAGCCGCAGGAGAUGCUGGCUGCGGUGCCUGGGGUGACGCCAAAGAAUCUGAUCAAUAUUACGCUCAAGACGGAAAACAUCAAGGAGGUGGCCAACAUGACGGUCGAGGAGCUGGAGCCGUUGGUUGGCAAGGAGGCGGCGCGCAAGAUUUACGGCUUCUUUGCCAAGGAUCUUCUCGAGGACGAGUAUGGGGGUCAAUAG